This is a messenger RNA of Charadrius vociferus (killdeer), 510 nucleotides long. It is a transcript of the gene PRXL2C, whose product is annotated as AhpC/TSA antioxidant enzyme domain containing 1. The coding region runs from base 1 to 510 and encodes 169 amino acids. The record is from RefSeq and is a predicted model, not a curated record. Lineage: Eukaryota; Metazoa; Chordata; Aves; Charadriiformes; Charadriidae. The transcript has 6 exons.
AUGAACCUACCUGGUUUCAGAAAUUUUUUGUGUUACACCUGUAAGGAGUAUGUAGAAGACCUGGCAAAAGUCCCCAAGGCGUUUUUACAAGAAGCAAAUGUGAGGCUUAUAGUUAUUGGACAGUCAUCUUAUCAUCACAUCAAGCCCUUUUGCAGUUUAACUGGGUAUACCCACGAAAUGUAUGUAGAUCCACAAAGGGAAAUUUAUAAAACACUUGGCAUGAAAAGAGGUGAAAGUAAUAACGUAUCAGUGCAGAGCCCUCAUGUGAAAUCAAACACGCUCCUGGGAAGUAUUAGGAGUGUGUGGAGAGCAAUGACUGGCCCGGCUUUUGAUUUUCAAGGAGACCCCGCUCAGCAGGGAGGAGCUUUGAUUUUAGGCCCAGGUAAUGAAGUUCAUUUUUUGCACCUUGAUAAAAACAGGCUGGAUCAUGUUCCCAUUAACACAGUUUUGCAGCUGGCAGGAGUUAAAACAGUAAAUUUCACAAACAAACCCCAGAUUAUUGACAUAUGA